Molecule: messenger RNA, 2800 nt
Organism: Dermacentor silvarum
Lineage: Eukaryota; Metazoa; Arthropoda; Arachnida; Ixodida; Ixodidae
Exons: 10
Coding region: 617-1732 (371 amino acids)
Biological process (GO): TORC2 signaling
Cellular component (GO): TORC2 complex
Source: RefSeq, a predicted model, not a curated record
AGUUCACCGACGAUAGCCAAAAAACGAAUAAAAGAAAGGAAGAUACGCCGCUUCUGUUUUGAAACGGGUGCAGACGGUUUCACCGUCGCGGCAGCAAUUUGUUCGCGCGUAUGAUAGACAAGCCAUCUGCUGCCAACACGCGCUCCAGAAACACGUACACGCACGCACGCUCUCUCGCGCCGCCGGAGUCCGUCUGCUAUCGGGUGACGAGGGGGCGGCGCUCCCCACAAGCCUCCGACCGUGACGUCGCCGUUGUUUCCGCAAUGCGAGCGCGAGAAUUGCGUGGUCGCCGCGCGUCUGCUUGGCAGCCAUUUUCUUACUUUCCUCUCGCAUUGGCAACGCUGUACAAACGCUCUCUCAACGCCGCGCUCGUGUUGCCAGAUGAUCGCGCGUCGGGUAUGCCUCUUCCCUUGAAGCUGAGCCCAGGGACAAUGACGAAAUAGCGAUCGGCCGGCAGCGUUUCCGCUCGCGUUAUGCGUGCGCGGUUUAGUAGCUUCGCGACGGCGCUCGGCGUCGUCCCAAGGAGACAGCGGACCGCUGAAGACAACCCGGCUGCAAGUUCGUACUGCUUUCAUGCCUCUUGACCUCGAGGGUAGGUUCAAAACUUACUUUCGGAAUGAGGCACGGCUCUGGGUUAAUACCUGCGCUCCCGGAGAGAAGAAAAGGAAACCCUGGCGUUCGUGCCACUGCUGGCUUGCCGCCAGCUGAGCCCGGAAUGAUGUCGCACCUCCUUAACCGAAGCUUCAGAGCGCAUCGACGCACGCACAGCACCCCUCCCGGAGGCAUGGUCACGGUGACCGACAGGAGUCCCAGGAACACCCUGCCCGCGUCGAGGGCUGCACUGACUGAUGUGCCCGAACACGAAGAACUGCGCAGUGGCGGCAGGAGGCAAAGCUCGUUCGGCCUCGUCUCUGCAGCUACUGCAGCACCGGGUUCAGCUCAGGAGGCGAAGGUCUCCCUCAUGAAGUACGCGACGCUCAAUGCUUCGGGAGGCGUACUGCCCAAGAACCGUGAUUGGCUGCGAUUGCAACACACAAUCCGAAGUCUAUUCACGACCAAGGACGCUCGCUUGGAACCCGGAGAAAUGGCCAUACUCCACGACAAAAUACGGACGCUGGGAAGCUCGAAGGCAGGGCCUUUCCUGUUUGACUCGUUCAAGCGCGAAAUUGAAAUCUGCCUCUCCACUCUUCUGCAAAAGCUGCAAGCUGUGCCAAGAGAGAAACUGCUGGAAGUGCUGUCCUCUGAAUGGGAAAACUUGUUCCGACACGUCCUGCCCACCCUUGACAUGAUCUUGUACGUCGUCAAGGGUAAAGGCUCAACAACCGUGCGACAAGCCUUCCUUGUGGUGUUCCGAGACGCAGUCGUGACAAAGCUGGAUCUUGAAGAUCUCAUCAACGAGAACACUCGCCACCUCGUCCCCGAUGGAAUCCGGCACAUGCUUCUUAUUCUUUACAAUGUCAGCGACAGUUAUCCUCCGACAAAAACCAAACUGAAACUUGAAGGACUUCUGGCACGGCUUCUGGAUACCUUCUUGGGAUUUCAAGGCUUCUACGAAGGCAAGCCUGAGCCCACGGUAAAGUCUGCGGAGCCUGAGGUCGCCGCACGCAGAAAGUCAGCAGAUGGAGUACCGUUACCUAGGAAGCUGUCCCGACCGAUGAGCUCCCAGCCUCGCCAGAUCGAAACACUGCAUGAGCUUUUUCUUACAGCUCUGCGGAAGCAGCCAGAUUUUUAGUUGGUACAAAUGUCCUACAUCUACAUUGUAUAUACUGCAUCGUCAGUGCAAAAGACAUGGGCCUUAAUAAAUUAGUCCGAGGUUCCCAUUGGCGUUUUCGCAAAGUUAAGGUGCGCAGUUGCAUCGCUGUCGGCUUCGAUUGACGCGAGGGCUUCUGUAACAUGCCACCUUAUGCACUAAUGUGAAUAAGUCUGUGUUCCCUGAAGGGCUCGGAGAUGCCGGGCUCUUCCCCGCUUGUUCACGCAAAGGUAAAGAAGCAAGUGGCUUCGAAACAGACGCGGAAUUUUUGGAUUGCCGCCUAAUUUCACAAUGCCGGCUAGUGUCACACGGCCGCUUAAAGGGGCACCAGACAAAAAAUUAUUUCUCCUGUCUUGGUAAAUUACCCUUCCACAAUACCCUAACAGCCACUCUUACAGUGAAACGAGGCUUGGGAGCUAUAACAGUUGCAAAAAACAAAAAAAAAAGCAGAAAGAAAUGUGGGUGGCUCCGUCGCCUUGAAGUUUCUGCGCCAGCUCGAUGUGACGUCACAGAUUUCAGUGGCGUUUGCUAGGGCCUAGUUGUUUCUUUAUCGGUAGUAAUGGGCUACAUUGCUCUCUGAAGGAGCGAAGCACUGAAUUUCGGGAACAUUUACGGUGCUAACUUGGCCCGAAAACGACGUAAAAAUACUUUGAAAUCGGUGACGUCACAUUGACGAAACAACACCCGCCGUGAUAGCUUAGUGGCUUGGCUGUCGGGCUGCUAAGUACGAGGUCACGGGAUCGAAUCCCGGCCACAGCGGCCGCAUUUCGAUGGGGGCGAAAUGCUAAAAGGCCCGUGUACUUGGAUUUAGGUGCACGUUAAAGAACCCAAGGUGGCCAAAAGUAAUCCGUCAUCCCCCACUACGGCAUGCCACAUAAUCAGAUCGUGGUUGUGGCACGUAAAACCACACAAUUUAAUUUUUUAAACUGACGAAACAACGUAGUGGUUUCGGACGCGAAAUUCAACGACUGGAAUUUGGACGUUCACUUUCUGGUCUAAUAUUUAACUUGUUACCGCGCAAUGAAUGACAAUAAAGUUUUCAAAGAAUGC